AUGGCCCCGUCCAUCGGAGACGACGACAUGGCCGAGCGCCUCGUGGUCUCCUCUCUUCCCCUCGAGACACGGUUCCCGCCGUUCCAGCUCAGGCAGCACGGCGGCUUCUGGUUCCCCGAGCCGAUCCUCCCGGAUAUCGUGGCCGUGCGCGCGGUGUUCGCGCCCAGGCCAUCCGACGUCUUCCUCCUGACAUUCCCCAAGUCCGGCACCACCUGGCUCAAGGCGCUGGCCUUCGCCACCGUCCACCGCGCCGACCACCCACCGUGCGCCCCCGACCACCCGCUCCGCCACCGCAACCCGCAUGACUGUGUAGAGUUCCUCGAGGUGCCCUAUGCGCUCACUCCGGACGCCGACGCAUUCGCGGCGCUCCCAUCCCCGCGCGUGAUCGCCACCCACAUGCCCUACUCCCUCUUGUCGGAGCAGAUCAUGGCGGAGGGCGCCGGCUGCAAGGUCAUGUACGUCUGCCGCGACCCCAAGGACGCCUUCAUCUCCACGUGGCUGUUCGCCAGGAAGACGGCGGUGGCCGCCGCAGCCGAGGCCGCCAACGACGACGAACCGCGGCCGGUGCCAACGUCGUUCGGUAUGGAGGAGGCCUUCGAGCUGUUCUGCGACGGCCGGUGCCCCGGCGGCCCGCAGAGGCCCCACGUCUUGAGCUACUGGGAGGCGAGCCGGAGGUGGCCAGAGAGGGUCCUCUUCCUCCGGUACGAGGAGAUGUUGGGGGACCCGGUGGGCAACAUGAGGAAGCUGGCUGAGUUCAUGGGGUGCGCGUUCUCCGGGGAAGAGGAGGCCGCGGGGGUGGCACUGGAGAUCGUCAAGCUGUGCAGCAUCGGCGCCCUGAAGAACGUGGAGGCGAACAAGAGCGGUGCUCAGAACUACGUCAAGAACGAGGCCUUCUUCCGGAAGGGGCUUGCCGGGGACUGGAGCAACCACAUGACGUCGGAGAUGGCGGCAUUGUUGGACGGGGUCAUUGAGGACGCGCUGCAAGGGUCGGGGCUCGCCUUUCCUGCCGCCGAGUCCAUGUGA
Triticum turgidum subsp. durum (durum wheat) is the source of this 1023-nucleotide messenger RNA. NCBI's taxonomy places the organism in Eukaryota, Viridiplantae, Streptophyta, Magnoliopsida, Poales, Poaceae. The record is from the annotation of a GenBank genome assembly.